Molecule: messenger RNA, 357 nt
Organism: Eremothecium sinecaudum
Lineage: Eukaryota; Fungi; Ascomycota; Saccharomycetes; Saccharomycetales; Saccharomycetaceae
Gene: RPS20
Product: 40S ribosomal protein uS10
Exons: 1
Coding region: 1-357 (118 amino acids)
Biological process (GO): translation
Cellular component (GO): cytosolic small ribosomal subunit; ribosome
Molecular function (GO): RNA binding; structural constituent of ribosome
Source: RefSeq, a predicted model, not a curated record
AUGUCUGAUAUUCAAAAGGAAAAGGUCGAAGAACACGAACAACCACACAUUCACAAGAUCAGAAUGACCUUGACCUCCACCAAGGUCAAGGAGUUGGAAGAAGUUUCUUCUAACAUCGUUAAGAACGCUCAAGCUUCCAACUUGGUCAUGAAGGGUCCAAUUAGAUUGCCAACUAAGGUUUUGAAGAUCUCCACCAGAAAGACUCCUAACGGUGAAGGUUCUAAGACCUGGGACACUUACGAGAUGAGAAUCCACAAGAGAUACAUCGACAUGCAAGCUCCAGCUCAAAUCGCUAAGAGAAUCACUCAAUUGGCUGUUCAACCAUCUGUUGACAUUGAAGUUACCAUUGCUGCUUAA